AGUAGCCGUAAUCAGCCCAUUCAUUGACUUUCAAUUUUCAGCUCGUUUGUAGUGUUCUUCGAUUUUUGAUGCCCUACACCCGUUGGGUCAGAUGUUAAGUAUCUCUACAAUAGCAUGGUGCGACGAGAAGUUGAUGCCCUGAUACUACUUUAACGACCCGUUUUUCUGCUAGUCAACCAUGUCUGAGGCAACUGGGAGUCUUGAUCUGGCGGGGUUCUCACAGGCGAGGGCAGAGCGGAAUGCGUACCUGGCCUGUGCAGCUUUGAUUCUGUAUGAAUACUUCCUGCAGCUAGAUGCAGAGAUCGUGUUCUUUUGGCAACAAAGGUGGUCGCUGGCGAAGGCUCUUUUCUUAUGGAGUCGAUAUUAUGGACUAGCCUUCAACAUUUCCAAUGCAGUCGUAUUUAUGCAGCCUCAUCCUUCUAUGAAAGUAUGUAUGUUUCUACCACAGACCUCUUCGUCCGUUCACACAUAUCAAUCUGAAGGUAAUACAUUCUUUCACUGGCAAAACACUGGAGCAAGCUUACAGGUCAUCACUUCUCACGUGAUUCUCGAGCUUCGACUAUAUGCGAUGUAUCAAAGUUCAAGAUACAUUCUUGCCCUAUUUGUUUUUCUGACCUUUGGGGAGGCGUUGGCCAUGGGACUAGUCUUUGGUAUCCCUAAUCAGAACCUUGUUGGCACGAAUGAACCUUUUCCUGAAUUAUUCAUUUGCGCCGACGCCGACCCACUGGACGGUUCCCACUGGGUGGUCUAUUACUGGAUGUCUAUCCUCAUCAUCGAGAGUACCUUGUUUUCCCUAGCGCUGUGGAAAGCAUGGCAGCAUCGGCCAUCGGCCCAAGGCAGCAAACUGAUGCAACAGCUCACUCGAGACUCUGCGAUGUACUUUGCCGUACUCUUUUGCAUCUACUUAGCAAAUCUCAUAAUGUGGAUCAGGAAUCGGAUUACUCUGGAUGAACUGAUGACGGCGUUUUCGUUUGUAAUCUCGAGUAUAUUCGCCAACAGACUCGUCAUCUCUGUGCGCUCAAACCACUAUCGAGCUAUAAGACCGGAGAUCGACACGUAUAUGAUGUCCGGCAUAAAGUUCUAUAAGGUUCCAAUAAAGUCGCAAAUGACUACAACUAUGGGCGAAUCCACCACAGACUACACGACCACAGGAACGGAUUCCUCUACAGACGUCGAACUCAUGGAAUUACGGACAUUUCACGAAAAUAACAAGUUCAAUCACACAGUCGGGGUGUGACUUGUUAGCGUCGCGUGGGUACGGAGGUCCACAAUGUUAAGUCAGUUGGCCCUGUUGUUUAGCUUUCUACAUCGUUAUUUGUUCCUUUACAUGUGUUGUAUUAUAUUCGGCUUACCCGGCCAUCAGCAGUAUAACGUGCAGCCAAGCUUCGAACCAGGCCCGAGUAAGGCAGCUGUCUGUAUCUAUGCCGUAAAGAGCUUUGCUGGCCCUGGGAAAGGGAAAUCGACUGAUCUGCGUCAUCAUGAGAGUUGGCUCACUC
Desarmillaria tabescens is the source of this 1496-nucleotide messenger RNA. RefSeq lists its product as uncharacterized. The coding region runs from base 179 to 1237 and encodes 352 amino acids. The record is from RefSeq and is a predicted model, not a curated record. The transcript has 15 exons. NCBI's taxonomy places the organism in Eukaryota, Fungi, Basidiomycota, Agaricomycetes, Agaricales, Physalacriaceae.